Cetraspora pellucida is the source of this 531-nucleotide messenger RNA. Lineage: Eukaryota; Fungi; Glomeromycota; Glomeromycetes; Diversisporales; Gigasporaceae. The record is from the annotation of a GenBank genome assembly.
AUGUCUUCUGAUACUACCUCUAGCAAGAUAUUAACUGAUGACUAUUGCAAAUGGCAUGCUAAUUUAGUUGAUUUACCAAGUUCUCAGACAGAUAAAAUUCAUUCUAGAUUAUAUAAAGCAUAUAUGGAAGAGACUGGACUCGAUCCUUGGAUAAAGUCUGAAACUUCUGAAUUCCCACAAAGUGAAAAUGCUGAUAAUCGUAUCAUAGAAGACAGCUCGUUGGAAACUCAGAUAAUGGCGUCAAACAAAAAUCACCUUUAUCAGUAUGCCAUCGAACAUGGAAUAAAUCCCAAAGAAUUUUCGAUUAUUACAGGGGUUGAGAAAAAUAGAUGGACCACGGGAUGUUUUCAUGGGGAUUUGAAAAGAGAUAUACAUUUCUAUCGUGGUGAAAUAGAAAGAAAAGAAGACCCUAGAAAAUAUCGUAAAUUUUUAACAGAUCGGGAGAGGCUAGUCGGUGAAGACUUAUUACGUCACAGUAUACUAAAAAGUGGUUUGAGUACUGCAUGGCUCGAUGAUCUUAUGGAAGAAUAG